Messenger RNA from Caenorhabditis sp. 36 PRJEB53466, 407 nucleotides. NCBI's taxonomy places the organism in Eukaryota, Metazoa, Nematoda, Chromadorea, Rhabditida, Rhabditidae. The record is from the annotation of a GenBank genome assembly.
AUGGUGUACGGAGUCGUACUUUCCGAUGAUUCUGAAGUGUUGAUUAGUGCGAUCCAGUUGGUUUUUCAGGUAAUUUGUUCAGAAGCACACGUUUCUUUCUCGGCUUUCGCCAACUUUCAACUGAUUAUGUCGACUUCUCACACUUCUUGUGAGGCCCUCAACUAUUUUUGUCUCUACGAUCAUUUCUUGAAUUACUGUAGCGCUUGGAACUUUGGAAAACACGGUGUUUGCAGUAUACAGAAUGUCCGAAAUGGUAUCCGUACAUAGAACUCGACUACUGCGUCAACACGCUCACCGCCUUUUUCUCCUUCAACUAUCGUCCGUUCUACUACGUUGCUCACCCACUCCGCGACUACAUUUGCAUUCCGAUUUGUGGAAACAGCGGACAAAACUACACUAUCACAUAG